Messenger RNA from Pistacia vera, 1231 nucleotides. RefSeq lists its product as uncharacterized. The coding region runs from base 98 to 1213 and encodes 371 amino acids. The transcript has a single exon. The record is from RefSeq and is a predicted model, not a curated record. NCBI's taxonomy places the organism in Eukaryota, Viridiplantae, Streptophyta, Magnoliopsida, Sapindales, Anacardiaceae.
CAAACAAAACCAAAGACUUUUAGGUUUAAAAGCUCCCACGCCAAGACAAACAACUGAACCAAGGUACUUAGAUCAAGGAACUCAAGUUUCGAACCAAAUGGGUUUCACCAUGGGCUUGAAUUUGGUUCUUCUUCUAGCCAUGGUGGCUACCAACAUCCUUUCUCUCUACCAUCUCUCCUCCACCACGCUCCUCUCUCCAAAACCCCCUACUCCUCAGCAAGUCCCUGACCAUCUUCUUCAUCAACUCCAAACCAUACGGGCCACUAUUAACCACCUCACGCGCCACCAACCUCCUCCCACUACCACCACCACCUCAACCUCCGCCUCCACCAUUCCCCAAGAUCUCCUUGUCUACUCUCGCCUCUCACCCAUUGCCUCUUCUUGUCACAAUCACCCUGACCUUCUUCACCGGUACAUGAGCUACACUCCCUUCACUUUGUGCCCGCUUGACACUCAGCUUCAAGAGACUCUUCUUCUUCACGGCUGCCAUCCGCUGCCUCGCCGCCGGUGUUUCUCGAGGACCCCACCUAAACCCUCCUCUGCUUUGUCGCUAAACCCUUUUGGUUCUCUUCUUGACUCUAAUGUUAUAUGGACUGAUUACAACUGUAAAAGCUUCUCUUGUCUUGCGAAACAGAAUCCCAAUCUUGGGUUUGAUCCCACUAGUGAAAAAGUCUCAUCUUUUUUAAAUUUCAAGACUGAACUGGAUCUCCCAGUUCCACAGUUGUUUCAGAUAGCUAAAGCUGCAAAUUUUGUUAUAAGACUUGGGGUUGAUGUGGGUGGUGCUACUGGUUCUUUUGCAGCAAGAAUGAAGCUUUAUAAUGUGACUGUGCUUACUACAACUAUGAAUCUUGGUGCACCUUAUAGUGAGGCAGUGGCUUUAAGAGGGCUUGUGCCACUGCAUGUGCCGUUGCAGCAACGGUUGCCGGUUUUUGAUGGUGUGGUGGAUCUUGUGAGAUGUGGGCACGCGGUGAAUAGGUGGAUACCUGUGACAAUGAUGGAGUUUUUGUUUUAUGAUGUUGAUAGAGUGUUGAGGGCUGGAGGUUACUUGUGGUUUGAUCGGUUUUUUAGUAAAGGGUUGGAUCUUGAGAAGGUUUAUGGACCGUUGAUUGGGAAAUUCGGAUACAAGAAGGUGAAGUGGGCAACUGCUACUAAGAAUGCCAAAACUGGGGAUGUUUACUUGACUGCUCUUUUGCAAAAGCCUAUUUCAAAAUGACAAUCAAGCAUUGGAAUU